GAAGCGGCCUCCAAGAUGGCGGCCAAAAUUAUCGUAUCGAUAGAAAAGGGGGACUUUUAGUCGAUUGAGCGGUGUUUUGUUUUUCUUUGGAAAUAUCUACAAGUUGACAUAGAGUGCCGAUACUUUGAUUUGUAAACAGCUGUCAGGAAAAAACGGGUACAAAAGAUGUCCCAGCAGCCACCUUCUGGACGAGCACGUGGGAGGGCCCGCGGGAGGGCGCGCGGUGCGGUGGAGGAACCCCCUCGCCGUCCGGGCGCAGGGGUAGCCCCCUCGGCGGCGGCACCCCCUCCUGUCGCCACAGCCCCGCCGGCCAGCGGCCGCGGUCGUCAGAGGAGAUGGGUGACGGCCAGGGCUCCGGGAGCUCCCCCAACCUCCCAGCUCGAGGCCCUGUCUCUCGGAGAGAAGGGAGCGGGCGCAGCACCCGCCGCCCAGCCGUUCGGACGGCGCAGGAGGGGUGACGUAGUCAUCGAGGAACCCCACACUCGCCCUGCCCACGUCCAGGACAAAAAAGGCUCCACGGGCCACCCCGUCCCCUUGGUGACCAACUUCUUCCGUGUGAGUUCGACCCCCUCCUGGGCGCUUUACCAGUACAACGUGAGCUUUGCGCCGGAGAUUGACUACCGAGGCGUGCGGAUCUCCAUGGUGAAGGAACACAUCGAGCUGAUCGGGGAGACGUACGCCUUCGACGGGAUGAUCCUCUUCCUGCCCAAACGCCUGGAGCAGAGGGAGACGGUGCUGUUUUCCGAGCGACGCAACGACGGCGCCAACAUCAAGAUCACGAUCACGCUGACCAACGAGCUUCCGCCGACCUCGCCGACGUGCAUCCAGCUGUACAACAUCCUGUUCCGCAAGGCUCUGCACGAGAUCGGCAUGCAGCAGAUCGGGCGCAACAACUACAACCCCGACAUGGCCGCAUACGUGCCGCAGCACAAACUGGAGGUGUGGCCGGGGUUCGUGACCUCCAUCCUGCAGUACGAGGCCAACGUGAUGUUGAUGGCGGACGUCUCCCACAAGAUCCUGCGCACCGACACCGUGCUGGACUUCCUGUACGACCUGUACAACAAGACGCAGCACAGCUUCCACGAGAACGCAACCAAGAAGCUCGUGGGAGAGAUCGUGCUCACAAGGUACAACAACAAGACGUACCGUAUUGACGACAUUGACUGGGAACAGAACCCUCAGAACAAGUUUAAGAUGUUUGACGGUACCGAGAUGUCUUACGUGGAGUACUACGCCAAGCAGUACAACAAGACGGUCAGAGACAUGGACCAGCCUCUGCUUGUCAGCCGUCCCAAGAAGAAGGUGCAGAAGGGAGGCAAGCCUAUGGAGGGUCCGCUGUACCUCCUGCCGGAACUCUGCACCCUCACAGGCCUGACGGAUGAGGGUCGUGCGGACUACCAUGUGAUGAAGGACAUCGCCAUCCACACCCGCCUCACGCCAGACAAGAGGAACGACACUCUGCAGACCUUUAUCAACACCCUCAACAAGAACGAGAAGGUCCAGAAGGACAUGAAGGGCUGGGGUCUGUCGUACGACAAGACUCUGCUGAAGCUGGAGGGACGUGUCAUGCCGCCGGAGAAGAUCUGGCAGCGCAGUGGAUCUUGCAACUACAAGCCGCAGGAUGCAGACUGGGGGAAGGAGAUGCGCGGGCAGCAGCUGAUCUCGUACGUUCCCAUGCAGAACUGGCUCUUCAUCUUCCCCCAGAGGAACUCUUCGCAGGCCCAGGACUUCCUGCAGGCUCUGGUCAGGGUGGGGCCGCCCAUGGGCAUGAACAUCAACAAACCCAUCAUGUGUGAGAUCCGGGAUGAUCGCACAGACAACUACCUCCGCACCAUGAGGGAGCAGAUGAACGACAAAACACAGAUGGUGGUGUGCCUGCUGUCGUCCCAGCGUAAGGACAGGUACGACGCGAUCAAGAAGUUCUGCUGUGUGGACCACCCCGUGCCCAGCCAGGUCAUCGUGAGUCGCACGCUCAACAAGAAACAGAUGCUGAUGUCUGUGGCCACCAAGAUCGCCCUGCAGCUCAACUGCAAACUGGGAGGGGAGCUGUGGGCCGUGGAGAUCCCGCUGAAGAGCAUGAUGGUCGUUGGCAUCGACUGUUACCACGACUCGGCCACGAAGGGCCAGUCCAUCGGCGGGGUGAUCGCGUCUAUGAACAACUCGCUGACCCGCUGGUACUCCCGCUGCACCUUCCAUCACUCGGGACAGGAGCUCAUCGACGGGCUCAAGGUCUGCCUGCAGGCUGCACUGAAGAAGUUCUACGAGUUGAACUCUAACCUCCCGGACCGCGUGAUCUUCUACCGCGACGGCGUGGGUGACGGACAGCUGGGCGCGGUCUUGGAACACGAGAUUCCGCAGGUGCUGGACACGUUCAAGAACUUGGGCGCCGACUACAAGCCGAAGGUGGCGUGGAUCGUGGUGAAGAAGCGAAUCAACACCCGCUUCUUCGCCCAGGCCGGGCGCGGACUGCAGAACCCCGCUCCUGGAACCGUGGUGGACACAGAGGUCACCCGACCAGAGUGGUAUGACUUCUUCCUGGUGUCCCAGUCGGUGCGGCAGGGAACGGUGACUCCCUGCCACUACAACGUGGUGUGGGACACGUCCGGCCUCAAGCCUGACCACAUGCAGAGGCUCACCUACAAACUCUGCCACCUCUACUACAACUGGCCGGGCACCAUCCGAGUGCCCGCCCCGUGCCAGUACGCCCACAAGCUGGCCUUUCUGGUGGGCCAGAGCAUCCACAAGGCCCCGUCCCUCAACCUGGCCGACCGCCUCUACUUCCUGUAGGUCACAGGUCACGACCCUGGGCAAGGGUCGGGGGUCGGGGGUCAGGUCGAAAGUCAGAUGCCCAGGCAGCUUAUGUUCCUGUUCGCGUUGUUUUGUAGGCAGUUUAGUAGAGUUAGGAUGGUCCGUUGACCACUAGUAAUCAUGGUAUUCUUGCGAAAGAGACGUCUGUGCUUAUUACUAGAGAAGGCUAUGCAGAAAAGUUAACUAACAAGGGGAAGCUUGUCGAUGACAGUUCAAACUUGAUAUGAAGGAGAGUUGAAGCCACAGUAUUGAAGAGAUGACAUCAAAGGUGCAAAGGUCCCUUCUGGCACAACAUACUUAAAUAUCUCCACUUGAUUCCAAAUUCCUAGUGCCUUAAUAGUGACUGGUGUUAGCUUUUUUUCUUCUUUAGUUCACUCUUAAAUUUGUCUCAAGUUAACAUUCCCGCACCUUUAGGUGUUUGUUCUUCUGAUGUGACCAGAGAAAAAGCUUCAUUUAAAGUGUUUUCAACACAGAAUGAAUAACCAGCAGGCAAAACUUCUAUGCAGUUUUCAGUCACUGUUAGUCUCUUCCAUAAGACGAAACAAGGUUGGGUAAAGCCCUUUUUGCUUGCAACAAGACAAUUGGCAGGAACCAAGACACUGCACUUCUUUUGGAUUUGAUAGCUCAUUUCUUUGUUAACUUUCUCCCUGCUGCCUAACCCUAUAACCAAUCCAAGUUUGGUGCCAAACAGUCACCUUAGAAGGCUGAAGAUUCAAGAAGUAUUAUUGCAAAGACAUGAUUUUGAUUUAAUUUGCCACAAGCCUUUAAAAGAUUAUUGUUAGAGUUGGUGAGCGUCUUAAGUUUUAAGAGAUUUGAACAAGAAAGAGUCUCAAAAAAAACUUUGCAAAAGUACAGACUGUAGAUUAUUUAAUGCCUUGAUAGGGCAUGCCCAACAUUUUUGUUGAUUUUGUUUGUCCCCGUCAACCAGUUCACCCAUUAUUGUUUUUUGUUGGCAUCAUGCCUCUAUAAAAGUCAAGGUGGGAUUAUAGAUAGAAUACCUUAACUUGCAUGACAUAGCUAAGACUGGUAAGAGGUUGUAGCUAGUAUUAUCCCAAGCACGUAUUUUCCUGGUUCUGUUUUAAACCACUAUAAAAAACUUAUCACUUUCUAGAUCAAAGAAAAGCCCGUCCCAGUUGACUGAUACGACAUCAGUGGACAUGAGGUAGCGCCCUCCCACGUCUAUCCGUGUGUUUGUGACAGAGGGAGGUGUGGUGUCGAUCGUUAACCCUGCUGAUGUGGCUGUUGUUUGGGGUCCAACAUGAUCAGUUGCUGGAAAACAUUGGUCAAACAUAAGUAUACGUCCUUGAAAUAAAUGAAGAAAAACAUUUGUAAAGUGUUGCACUCUGUGAAAUCUAGUGGUGUAAAAGAAUGUUUGCAUGUUAAGUCACUACUUAACGUUAUAUCUUUAGUUAAAUUUAAUAUAACACUCAACUCAUGAAGUUUGGAAACCUACAUUUGAUCAAUCAGAUCAGAUUAUGUUAACAGUAUAAUAAAGUUCAAUAAACAGAUUUCCAAUGCAAUUCAUAAAGUAUUCACUGAAAUAUCAUCAACUAAAAUCAAGUUUCCAAACAAUUUGCAUUAAGUCCAGACAGCCAUGUUGGAAGGCUGCGAUCCAAGAUGGCGUUACGUACCUCUCACAGAAGCGUAGUAUGUGUGUCCGCUCUGAAGCAACAACCCACGAACAACCACGUGAUUGGUCAGCCCAACAUCCACAAACUGACGGACAUCCAUCACUCCUAGGGAGGUCCCUGGAAACACAGUGACAAAGUGUUAAAAUUCUAUCAUUCUAUUCUA
Messenger RNA from Branchiostoma belcheri (Belcher's lancelet), 4602 nucleotides. Its product is annotated as piwi-like protein 1. The coding region runs from base 166 to 2787 and encodes 873 amino acids. The record is from RefSeq and is a predicted model, not a curated record. Gene Ontology annotation, cellular component: P granule. Gene Ontology annotation, biological process: regulatory ncRNA-mediated gene silencing. NCBI's taxonomy places the organism in Eukaryota, Metazoa, Chordata, Leptocardii, Amphioxiformes, Branchiostomatidae. The transcript has 18 exons. Gene Ontology annotation, molecular function: protein binding; piRNA binding.